Molecule: messenger RNA, 1436 nt
Organism: Cryptotermes secundus
Lineage: Eukaryota; Metazoa; Arthropoda; Insecta; Blattodea; Kalotermitidae
Product: icarapin-like
Exons: 4
Coding region: 116-676 (186 amino acids)
Source: RefSeq, a predicted model, not a curated record
CGCAGUGGUAGUGGCGGCCGCUUGGGAAGGAGUUGUGAAGGAUCCAAGGUUUAUAUUGAGCGCUAGUACAGCAACUGGCAUUCUUCGAAUAGAAGUGCUGGUGGCUGUAGGCAGAAUGAGGAGCAUCAGUUGUGCAAUAUUCCUGAUACUGUCGGCGGCUCUUCUUGUCGAAUGUUUUCCACGAGAACGUGACACUGAAUCAGUAGAGGAUGAUCGAGAUGACACUGCUCUGCCUUCCAUACCUGCAGUAGCUGUGCCUGCUAGUCCAGGCUUUGGAUACUUACCAAACUUUUAUGGCUUCUUCCCAGACUUUGACUUGGUUGCAAGAAUCAAAGGCCUAGUGACAAGACUGAGGUCUCAGAUUGGUAAUUCAUUUAGUGACUUCGACUGGAAUAAGGGCAACACAACAUCCACAACAAAGGUGAUUGAUGGUCAUAUUGUGACCGUUAAUGAAACAUCGAUCAAAGAUGAUGACUCAGACUUGGUGCUUCAUGUGAAAGUCAUUGAUGUAAAGCCUACAGAGGGAGCUGAAGAAGAAACUGAAGACAGUUCUGAAAUUUCAGAAACUACAUCUUCUAAGACAAGUAAUGAAGUAACGUCCUCAGCUACAAGCAGUGAGGAAUCUGUUGGCAACGAGAUCCCCAAGCAGGUGGGUGAAGAUGAUAACAUGCCCUAAUACUGUUCACAGCAAGUCCAUGUCCCUGCUGGUUGGCCAGCUGCCUGGAUGAGUGAAAUAAGACAAAGAGUAAUACUGGUCAAAUAUGUUUAAUUUUAUAAAAAAAUAGAGAAUUGUAUGUUGAUAAAAGCAGCUGAUGGUACAGGGAGAUGAACGAAUCUGCAUUUAAUCUCUUCACAUACAGUAUAUAUUAAUAGUAUCACUUUACUUAAUCUCCCCAUUCCUGUCACAUAAUGGGAAUUGGUUUUACAUUUGCAGUGUUGUCAUGGAGCAAUAAAUAAAUGUACAGAUUUGCAAGUUAACAGUUAGUAGUGACUUGCAAAUUGUCAAAUCAGAUAUGACAACUACAUGCAACUAAUUACAAUGAAUUAUCUAAUGAACUGUCUGCUCAGAAUUCUGUCCUUCAGCAAGACUAAUAACAAAACACAUCUCUGUAAUAAAUUAGAACCUGCAGUCAUUGCCGUGCAAUAUUAAAAAUACAGACAGGUCAAAAAAAAUAUUUUAGCAUUUACAUUUUGGAACAAUAUGAUGUAACUUAAUUUGUGAAUAAAUUAUUCUUCCAUUCAUUUUCAAAGAAGAAAAAUAUAUGGGUUUAAAUAUAUAUGUAUGUUGUAAGAAUUUUUCAUUAUUGAGGAAAUAAACAGUGUUAUGUGGCAUGCCUUGAUCUUACGUGUGUGCAUAUAUGUCCAUUUAGCUAAUUCAUUACAGACAUGUGUUACAGUUCACACUCUACUCCUGUAAAUUACAGAUGUGGCUGUAA